Diachasmimorpha longicaudata is the source of this 1695-nucleotide messenger RNA. RefSeq names its product splicing factor YJU2-like. NCBI's taxonomy places the organism in Eukaryota, Metazoa, Arthropoda, Insecta, Hymenoptera, Braconidae. The record is from RefSeq and is a predicted model, not a curated record. Gene Ontology annotation, cellular component: U2-type catalytic step 1 spliceosome. The transcript has 3 exons. Bases 510 to 1601 code for a protein of 363 amino acids. Gene Ontology annotation, biological process: mRNA splicing, via spliceosome.
CAAUAAAUUUUAUGAAUUUGUUCAAUUUGAAGGUUGUAUUCUAAUUGUUUGCAUGAUAUAACGCAGGAAUGAAUAAAAUAAAAUGGGAAUCUUUACUUAUUAUUUGUUGGUGUGAUGAAAACCCAAUUUCGACAAAUAGCAGAAUCAAAUUUUCACAAAAUUUCAAAAAAUUUUCUCGUCAUACUGAUAUGCAGAGAUAAAUCAAAUCCCAUUAGAAGUCAAUUGUUUAAAGAUAGAUUUUUAUAACUAAUAAUAAGCUUGAAUAGAAUUGCUUGCUGUAACAGUUAAAACCAUCUCCUUAGAGUUUCAUGCUCUAUCGCGGUGAGAAUCCUGUAUUUACCCAACAGUUUUAAAGUAACAAACAAUAAAUGGAGCGAGAUGCUACAAACCCAUAUGAUUUUUGCAAUACAACAAACAAAUAAAAUUGCAGAGAAUUUUUUUAAACAAAUAAGAUGGGAGUCUAUUCGACAGAACUCGUGUGACCAUUGCAUUGUGCAUUUCCUUCUUUCAUGUCAUUGGGCCUGAUAAACCGUGAUUUAUCUGAGCGAAGCGAGAAAUAUUAUCCCCCGGAUUUUGAUCCGUCGAAGAUACCUCGCAUGGAACUUGCCAAAAAUCGUCAAUAUACAGUACGUCUAAUGGCUCCCUUCAACAUGAGAUGUAAAACGUGCGGUGAAUACAUUUACAAAGGAAAAAAAUUCAAUGCCCGCAAGGAGGACGUCGACGGUGACGAUUACCUCGGCAUUAGGAUAUACAGAUUCUACAUAAAAUGCACGAGAUGUCUGCAGGAGAUAUCCUUCAAGACAGAUCCAAAAAACACUGAUUAUGAGAUCGAGGCAGGAGCUACGAGGAACUUCAUGGCAUUGAAAUUAGCGGAGGAGCAAGCGCAGAGGGAGGAGGACGAGGAAAAGGAAGAGGAGGCAAUCAAUCCCAUGAAAUUAUUGGAAAAGAGAAUACACCAAUGUAAACAGGCAUUAGAAUUACUCGAGUCUUUGGAGGAAUUGAAGGACCUCAACUGGCGACAGCAGAGAAUCAAUUACGACGAGAUGUUGGAGCAGUACAACACCUCCAUCGCUAGACAGAGAACGAUCAAAGAGCAAGAGAAAUUGGACGAGGAAUUGGUUCAAUCCAUCUUCAGCAAAAAGAGAUUAAUCGGCCAUGUUUUAGAAGAGGAAAUCAUUGAGCUGGACGACCCUGAUGAUCCUUCCAUUCGACCGAAGAGGCUGCACAGUUCCGAUGAAUUAACUACAACCGUCAAUUCCGGUGAAACAUCAGACGGUAAAGCCAGUUCAAUGAUACAGGGUGACAUGACGAAGCCUAGUACCUUAACAUCAUCUUCGGUAGGAGAAGGUACCUCGUUGAGUUGGUCCGCAGUUUCUACUGCACCUCAAAAUAGAAGCGAACAGUUAAUCAAGAAAAAAACAUGUCUAGGAAUUGUUGCUGGUCGACAUGAUAAUAAGGAUUUGAAGCCUCUUACAUCACCAAAUAGACAGAAUGAUAAUUCAAGCAACUCGCAUAGUGUUGACGGCAUUAGCACGAAUGGCUUGGCGUUAUUAGGGGCAUAUUCUGAAGGCAGUGAUGACUGUAGCAGCGAAAUAAGUUAAUCUAUUGGAUUCAGAAAAUUGUGCAUAUUUUUCUAUGGAAUGUAGAGAUAGCUGGUAAAUAAUAAUGAUAAUAAAUAAAAUAAAUAACAAUCGA